Molecule: messenger RNA, 352 nt
Organism: Staurois parvus
Lineage: Eukaryota; Metazoa; Chordata; Amphibia; Anura; Ranidae
Source: the annotation of a GenBank genome assembly
CUGUCACGCUGACAGCUCAUGAGGAGUGGAGAGCCGGUAAUUGCCAUUCUUCGGAGGGGACAUGUACACUGAUCAUCAGAGCACUGUGAUCAGUGCCCCAGCAGUGCCACCUGUCAUUGUCCAUCAGUGCCAGCUCUCAGUGCUCAUCCAUGCUUCCUGCCAGUGCCCAUCAGUGCCACAUAUCAGUGCCUACCAGUGCACAUCAAUGCCACAUAUCAGUGCCCAUCUGAGCUGCCCUUUCAGUGUCACCCAUCAGUGCCACCUAUCAAUGCCAGUCAGUGCCACCUAUCAAUGCCAAUCAAUGCCACCUAUCAGUGCUGCCUAUCAGUGCCACCUAUCAGUGCCAGUCAGU